Molecule: messenger RNA, 1820 nt
Organism: Brassica napus (rape)
Lineage: Eukaryota; Viridiplantae; Streptophyta; Magnoliopsida; Brassicales; Brassicaceae
Exons: 4
Coding region: 586-1182 (198 amino acids)
Source: RefSeq, a predicted model, not a curated record
CAGGUUGCUUCGUUUCCUCUCCUUGGUGUGGGCUGACCUUGUGGUCUUUCUUUGGACCUUAAUAUUUAGUUUGUAGCUGGGCCGUUUUGUUGGGCCUCUCGUAAAUUUAGAUCUUUGUUUAAUAAAUUUCCAGUUGGCAAAAAAAAAAAAAAAAAAGAAUAACUUUAAGCUUUGGAAUCAGUAAAGAUCAAAUUUCACCGCUUCAUCAAAUUAGAUUCCAAUGAAAAAAAAAACUAAAAGCUUUUGUCUUACAUGGGUCUAAUCUCAUUGUCUUGUCUGGUUUUGUUUUCGGUUAUAGCAGAACAAAGUUUUGAAAGCUUUUGUACAUGGGUUUAAUCUCACUGUCUGGUUUUGUUUUUCAAUCUCACUGUCUGAUUCUGUUUUGGUCAUAGUAGAACAAAGUUGAAAGCUUUUGUCUACUUGGGUCUAAAUCUCAUUAUCUGAGUUUGUUUUCGAUUGUAUCAGAACAAAGCUGAGGCUUUUUUUGGGGCUUUAUGAUGCUUAAAUCAAAUAAAAAAACAGUCGGAAGGCCAAGAGGGAGAAGAGAUUUUAUGUCAAUCCUCUUCGAGUUCUUUUGGUGAUUCAAUGUGUGCUCGUGAUGAUGAUGAUGGUUUUGAAGCCGAAUCUAUGUUAAGCAAAGAUUACCCAUUACCUGAGAGUUGUAGUAUUGGUACUGAGCUUUUGGGUUUGAGGAAGAAGAAGGUGACGGAUGAGUGGAGGAGGUUUAGACAGCCUUUAAUGUGGAGGUGCAAGUGGUUAGAGCUCAAGGUUAAGGAAAUAGAGUCUCAAGCAAGAGGGUAUGAUAAAGAAAUCCAAAGCUACUAUCAGAGCAAACAGUUUGAUUUGGAGAAGUCGAAACCUUGUUAUGGUGAUGAUCAAACUCAGAGAAAGAGUGUUGUUUUCAAGAGAGGAAGAAGGAGACGUGUGGAAGAGACAACAGAUGUUUCUGCUUAUAUCUCCAACCAUAACGUUUUCUCUUAUGCCGAAAAGAGGAAGCCAACAACUCUUAAACCUCAGUGUCCUGUUCCUGAUUUUGGUGCAGGCCGCAAGGAAGAUGAGAGUGAAGAUGAUUGUUUUGUUUGUGAGUCACAUUGUUCUGAUGAUCUCCUAGGCGAGAUACUGUGUAAGAUUGAUGAGGCGCAGGAUAAAGCAAAGAGAUUGAAGGAAGAAGCGUGUCGAUGAGCUGAUGAUGAUGUGCAAGUCUCAUACAUCAUCGAUGCCUCGAACCAUAGCUCGAUCUAGGAGUGACGUUACGGCUAAUAAUCCGAGAGAAGGGACUGUGCAAAUUGGAAGGCAACGUGUAUCUGCUGAUCAUAGUGAAGAUGUAUUGAUGAUAGAUACCUCAAGCUCCUCCUCCUUUUGAAGUUGAUGGGCAGUUUUUGUUUAACAACUCUCCAAAUCCAUAUGGAGGAUUGAGAUUUCCCACAAUCGAAGAUAUGCUGAUGGAUGGAGAUGAAUAUGAAGGAGAACCGGACAAAGACGAGCUUGAUCAUUGUUUCAUGAAGCUAAUGAAUGAGUUUGGAGAAGAGACCAUCAUGUCAGAAGAAGAAGAAGAAGAUAAUGAUGUUAUACCGCCUCACUAAGAGGGCAUAAAACCUCCUCCCCUCAAUGAAAAGCUCUUUCUCUAUUGUGUACAGAGCCUUUUGUCCUCAUGCCUCUUAGUAAUAUUGGUGGUAUAUUAUGUUCAUUCUUCCCUCUCUCUACUUAACUCUUUGCAUUUGGUUUCUUUUUGAGAAGUUUGAGACCAGAAUAGGUUUCAGGGUUUGUACAUAGCAUAAGUGACUUAUCAUCCUAUCAUUCAUAGGCUAUUUUUAUUGUUC